GCCCGGUAAUCUCUCUACCAUUCUUCUUCGUCCUGACCGCUAUCUUUUCCUUUUCAUCUCAUAUAUUUCCUUUUGCAGAGUUUCGUUUUUCUUUGAUCAUAAUCUGCUUCUUCAGUUGAUUGGCGGUGGUAGCACGGAAACCGUAGAGCAAUUCCUCUUCCGCUUCGUUUGUUAUUGAUUCGUCGAUCUUACCCGCGCGGUAGCUCCUCUUGGAAUCUUUCUCUGAUUCUCGAACAUCAUACGAAUUGCAUACAGCAAUUAUGGAUCCUCGAUACACCGGAGAGAUGUUGAAGCAUUUGGAGAAGCAGAAUGAGUUGUUAACGGAAGCAUAUAAUUCAAUGUCUCAUGAAUUGCAUAAGCUCCAGGUAGAGGAAGAAAUGCUGAUGCGAAAAUUUUAUGAACUUAUGGCUGCUCAGGGUUUAAGUAAAAAGAACGAAGGCAAUACCAAUUUUUCAAUCGGUGGCCAAAUUGGAGACUCCACUACUGCUUUACGUGCUAAAAGUGUUUCUGAUGGUGGUGAAAUUGGGGAAUCAACUGCUAUAAUACCUACCAAGACCAAUGAGUAACAGCGAGGAUAUCAAGUUCGCUUUGACUUUCUCAUUUACUUCGAAAAUUCUUGUGUUAGUAAUUGUUUACCUUAUGAUCCUCAUGUUCCCUUGUGUAUAGCUACAAGUUUUGUUAACUGAGGUAUUCGAUCCUACAGUUUCAUAAACUGUAAACCUUGUCUGUACCCUUCAAUCCAAACAUUUGAAAAACAUAACUUCUUAUCAGAUUGAGUUUACGAUAGCUACCUGAGUUUUACUGUAUAAUGUUCUUUGAAUUGCAAAUGAAGAAUGGAGUUGCCAGAAAUGGAGGCAUGGUUUGUAACUCAUAUAUAAUAAUAAUUCCUUGUUAACAUGUUUUUA
Messenger RNA from Jatropha curcas, 905 nucleotides. RefSeq lists its product as uncharacterized. The record is from RefSeq and is a predicted model, not a curated record. NCBI's taxonomy places the organism in Eukaryota, Viridiplantae, Streptophyta, Magnoliopsida, Malpighiales, Euphorbiaceae.